Messenger RNA from Portunus trituberculatus (swimming crab), 4110 nucleotides. RefSeq names its product rho GTPase-activating protein 19-like (gene RhoGAP54D). The record is from RefSeq and is a predicted model, not a curated record. NCBI's taxonomy places the organism in Eukaryota, Metazoa, Arthropoda, Malacostraca, Decapoda, Portunidae. The coding region runs from base 561 to 3500 and encodes 979 amino acids. Gene Ontology annotation, cellular component: cytoplasm. Gene Ontology annotation, molecular function: GTPase activator activity. Gene Ontology annotation, biological process: regulation of small GTPase mediated signal transduction; signal transduction. The transcript has 11 exons.
UUGCAACCAUCACUAUAUAAUAAAGAAAUAUUUAAACUGGUUAGAAAGUAAUGGCUCGAAUUUAUAUAUAAUUGAAAACUCCCGUCUUUUUUUCUAUAAUAUAUGAUAUACAUGAUCCACUUGAGAACAAGCACUUCUAAUGGUAUAAACAAAGGGAAUGGAAAGUAAUGGGGCUGUCUCUUGAGAUGCGAAUUAUGGGGCUACAUUGGCCCCUCGAGGGCACCAGUUGCCCUUAUUAUUAUUAUUAUUAUCAUUAUUAUUACUAUUAUUAUUAUCAUCAUCAUCAUCAUCAUUUUUAUUAUGAUUACUAUUAUAAGAUAGCUGGGCCAAAGCUGGCUGCAUGUAGCAUAGUAAUGCCUCCAAGCGGCUUGUGUGGUGAGCUGCCAUUGGUGAGAAGGGGCGGUAGGCGACCAGUGAGGGUGCUGCUUUCUCCUAUGCGCUCCCGAUUCGAAUGUUGUCACUUUGCUGGGCUGCCGUGAUCCUUGACAUCAUCUCUUCAACUAAUAUUUGUCGUCCAAGCUAGGAACCAGGACUUGAUAUCGCCGAAAGGACAUACAAGCAUGAGUUUGGCACAGAUUCAGCCGGAGGACAGCGAUAGAUGCAUACAGAAGCAGUUGUGGCGUCUGCGUCAUGAGGACCCCACACAGUACCAUACACUGGUCAAGAUGCACCUGUCUUUUGCCACUGACCUGCCAACAGAUGAGUGUGACGGGCGCCUCAGCGAGACCACUACAAGUCGGCGAUGGCAGCUGACGCCCCUCAUCAAGAAGCUGAGUCGGGCAGCAGUAUCUAGCAAGGGUGUGAUGGAAGGGGCACCACUCACACAGGAGGGUGUUUGUCAAGUGUUCCAGGUGCUACACUACCUUAACAAAGAAAACAACAUCAUUCAGGAAGGUUUGUUUCGUAAAAAUGGAAGUCUCAGCAGACAGCAGGAACUGAAAAACUUACUCAACUCUGGUGCAGAUCUCAACCUGGACUGUGGAAUGUAUUCCCCACACGACUGUGCCUCUGUUCUGAAGAGUUUCCUGGCUGACCUCCCAGAACCACUUCUCACUGAGGCUCACUAUCCAAUCCAUUGUAGGAUAGCAGAGAUGCUGCAGUCCCACAUGAGCCACACCCAGAAGGCAGCUGUGCACACUCGACAAAUCAAGGCCCUGCGUCUCCUCUUCCUGUUGCUCCCGCCAGAGAACUACCAGCUGCUUCACGACCUCCUUAUCUUGCUUCACAGGGUGGCAUCUCAUCAGAAACAGAAUCUCAUGUCAGCCAUCAAUCUUGGUACCAUGUUUGCCCCUCACAUCCUUUGCCCUCGUAAGAUGACUCCGAAUGACUUGCAGUACCUCUCAGGCCCACUGAGCAUAGCUGUGGCCUUCAUGAUUGAACAAGUGCCACAUCUCUUUCAGAUUCCUUUGGAGUUGGAAUAUGAUGUCAGGCAGUACUGGAAUAAUAAAAAGAAACUGCAUCAUCAGCUAUCUAAACGAUCACUGAUGGAUGCCCCAGCCAACACAAUAUUCACCUUCAUUGACCGUGAACUGACUGCACAGGCCAAUGACAAGGAUGUGACAGAGGUGGCUCUGGCAGAGUUGUAUGCAUAUGUGCAGGCCUUACCAGAUUCUGCCAAGAAGAGAAAGCUGAUCAAGCAGUUCAACACAGCCAGUGGUCUUGGCACCCCACAGCUCAACCAGAGUGUAAAUAAGAAGCAGGAGGCUCGUGGCAGGAGGCUUGGGGAGUCAAUCAAGAAACAUCUUUUCCACAAGACAGUGAAACCCUCCAAGCUAAAAAGCCAACCUUUCUCUUCUCUUGACUACACUAAAGUCAAACGCACCAACAGUGAAGAUUUGCUAACUAGUCCCUCCUCCAGGUCACCUGAACUGCGAAUGUUCCACCAUAACCCAGAGCUCAGCUUUCCUUGCCGAAUCAAAGCUAAAUCUCUUGAGGAUCUAUCUUCAUCUUUCAGCAGCCAUCUUUCCAUUUCUUCCUCCACCACAACUGAUUCAUUUAUUUCUACUAUUGUUCACCCAGCAUUUCAUCCCAACUCCUCUUGUCUUGGAGCCACAAAGCAAAUCUCUGGUUCAUCAGCCAAGCACAAAGACAAUCAGGUUCAGAUGAACACUGCCUACUGCUCUUGCUCUGGUAAUGAGCCACUGUCCCACUUUUCCACUCCUUCCUCUUGUCUGAAUUCAACUUGUGAAACAGUAGAUGGAGGAAUAUGUUCCCCAUAUCAGUCCUUCAAGAGCCCACCAGCAGAAUGUCCCAAGACUCCAAAUCUCUCAUCUGUAUUGGAUGUUGGCAAAGAGAGUGUUCCCCCUUGGAAUGCUAGUCUGACAUCAACACCAGUCACUCCCACCCUGGAGGUGCAUUCUCCAAUCUCUCAGGCUGUAAUGAAGGCCAGCAUUCCCCAGAGAGUAAUAAUGACCCCUAGAAGCCGCUGUCCAAUAAUCAUAAACUCUUCAUCAAGUUUAUCAAAUGUGGCCAUCCCUGAGGAGAACUCCCAAACACCAAUACUGCAAAGCAUCAGGCAUCACUUGCCUACUCCCGAGGACAUACAUACUUCACCUGUCAUCACCAAUCCAACUGCACUCCUCACUUCUCCCAAAACACUACCAACUCAGACAGAUUCAUCCAUACAGAACAGUUCCUCCCAAGACUGCUUUGCAAAACUCUCAGAUGCUGAUUUUGAAGAUGACAACAGUAACAAGGUUAAAGAAGGAUUACACACAGGGGGUGGAGAGACAAAGGCAAGCCGCUGGAGUUCCUCAUCUCUUCGAUGCACUCUAAGCUCUGCUAGUUCCACCACCUCUCUCUUUGGUAGCUUCUUCCGCCACUUGAGCACCACUUCUCUCGCUCAGUUGGCAACUAAGCUCACCUCAACAACGUCCCUUCACAAACCUGAGGAAGAAGAAAAAGAAGAGUCAGAGGGAGAGUGUGAAGAGAACGAUGAUUUGAAUGAGUCUCUCUCCAGUGUCUUCAAGGGUUAUCUUCUCAGCCGCAGCAUCCUCACUGAUAGUCCGGUUGACUUGUCUGUAGUAUAUGCAGAUGAAGGCAAUGAAGAUAAUGGUUUUAAGGAGAAGAGCCCCUAUGGAAGUAAAAGUGACAGUGAAAAUGGAGAUGAUGAUUCUGCAUAUGAUAGCUCUCAGCCACCAAGUAAGACCACCUCACGACAGUGUUCCAAGGCAUCUCUCUCCUCCCUGGAUUCUGCUCAUGACUUGUACUCUAGUUCAGAAUUGUCAGAAUCACUUUUACAUUGUUUAGAUGGUCAUGAUCCCUCUCAGGCCAAAGAUAGAAAUGGUGACAGCAGAACACAAUCAAGUGAUACAAAACCAAAGCGUCACAGUGUUUGUACUGAUAGUGAACAACCUUUAAGGCUUUAUUCAUGCUCCCCAGAUGGUCGCAGUCAGUCUCUACUCAAGACAAAGCAAGGAACGCCUGUGCCACAGCGGGAGACCAGCAACACUGAGGCUGCUCCCAGUGCACAUGGUGUCAUCUUUGAGACAUCCCUGUGAGAUCAGGAGAAAUUUUGUUAGAGGUUUUAGAGGUUAUGAGUUAGCAGAUGACUUUGUUAUAAAAGACUUAUAGUUGUUAUCAGCCUCUGUUGGGAUUCUGACCAAAAACAAUUUUAGUUAACAAUUUUAGUUAUACUUUCUUUAUUCAAAUGUACAAUACCCACACAAACGUGUGUGUGUGUGUGUGUGUGUGUGUGUGUGUGUGUGUGUGUGUGUGUGUGUGUGUGUGUGUGUGUAGUGCUUUGUCUGGACAACUUCAUAUGAGGGUGUGUUUGUGUGUGUGUGUAGUGCUUUGUCUGGAUAACUUCAUAUGAGUGUUUGUGUGUGUGUGUGGUGCUUUAUCUAGACAACAUAUGAGGUCUGCCUGGUAAAUACUUUUUUCUUCUAUAACCACAUCUGUACAUAAAAAUGCAAGAAAAGUUUAUUCACCUGAAGUGUUGAAGUUUAUUCUUGAGCACCCUCCACCUCACUGGCAGGAGGAUCACAGGAGAUGGAAUAGCCAGCCUGCCUGCCUGCCUGCAGGAUGUUCAUUGUAGCUGUUGUAUUGAUACAAAUAAGUUUUUAUAUACAUUUGUAAGGCAUGGAAUGAAAACAUUUUUUGACUGAUAAA